Fulvia fulva is the source of this 537-nucleotide messenger RNA. RefSeq lists its product as uncharacterized. The coding region runs from base 1 to 537 and encodes 178 amino acids. The transcript has 2 exons. The record is from RefSeq and is a predicted model, not a curated record. NCBI's taxonomy places the organism in Eukaryota, Fungi, Ascomycota, Dothideomycetes, Mycosphaerellales, Mycosphaerellaceae.
AUGGCCAAAGGCAGACUCAGACGGCUAGGGGCCAAAACCCCGCCACCCACACACCCACCUCCAACUCCAAAACGCACAUAUGACGUGGACACAACCACCUUCCCCUUCUUGAAGCUCCCUCGAGAAUUGCGCGACGAGAUCUACGAAUACGCCCUGACCCUACCUGACGACCCGCAAGAACUCCUCAUCACAAAACACACCAUCGCGCAACCAGCAUUGCUCCGCACAUGCCGCCAGAUUCGCCUCGAGGCCUCGCCAUACUACUACUACCUCACCGGCAACCGCUUCAGAUUCGCCACCGCCAAGCGCUUCGACAUUCAAGGCUGUUUGACGUUCUACUGUCAGUACAUUACCGCUGUCGGAAUUGAUACCCCCGUUUCUGAGGAGUUCCGAAUGUAUGGGGCUGUGCAGAAUCGGAGGGCAGAGGUGGAAUUCAAAGGGUGGGACUCGAUUGUCAAGAGGUUGAAGAAGUGUCAUCCGUGGGAGGCGGAGCGGGAUGGGGAGUGGGUUGUGUUCUGCUUUGGGGGUUGUUGUUGA